Molecule: messenger RNA, 1394 nt
Organism: Chlorocebus sabaeus (green monkey)
Lineage: Eukaryota; Metazoa; Chordata; Mammalia; Primates; Cercopithecidae
Source: RefSeq, a predicted model, not a curated record
AUGCCGCCUGUUCCCGGGUCGGGACCGCAGCCAAGGGAGGCUUCCCGGCCCCAGCCUCCACCCCCUUCUCGGGGCCCCGGACACGCCCCCCAGCUUCGGAGCCCCGCAGCGUGCACGCGCCCCGGCCGCUCCCCGCAGCCGCCCACGUGGUGGAGCCCUGAGCCGCGCGAGGCCGCUGAGAGCGCUCAGGGCGGGCCGCUGGUCCGGGAGGCCCCGCCAGCGCGACCCAGCCGAGUCGGUCCCCAGCCCGGGCCCCCACAUUUCCUCCCCCGGAGGGAGGGAGGCGACUCUCCGCGUGCUACCCUCCCCGGCGCCCGCCGCGCCCUCUGGCGGCCACCGCGGGGACGCGCCCUGGGCACGCGGGGCCGCCUGUCUGGGCCCCCCUUCCGGGGCGCGGGGCCCGAGAGGGGCGGCGGGGUCCUGUCUCCUCGCGCCACUCCAGGCCGAGCCACGCGGGCCGCGCCCUUCCCCCUCCGCUCCCCGCGAUCCCCGCAACUCCCGGCUCCCCGGUCGCAACGCCGCGGGUGCCCCAGCCUGACCGGGUCGGCGGCGGGGGCAUUGUUUUUGGAGUCGGGCGGGAGGGGAGGGCGCGUGCGGGGUGGCCGGCGCAGUGCUGCACUGGUGGGGGCGGGAGCGGGUGGGCACGCGCGCGUGUCUCUGUGUGCGCGCGGGAGUCGGCGGGGCGGGACAUGGGGGCGGCGCCUUGCAGUCUCGCGCCCCACGCCUGGGCUCCGCUCCGCACGUCUCGGGGAUCCCGGGCUCCGGUUUUUGGCUCGUGCCGGCCUGGGCCGGGCCCUCGGCGCGCGGCUGCUGCGGCGGUGGCCGCUCGAGUGUGCGAGCGGGCGCGUGUGCGCGGACCCGGGCGCGCGCGCGCGCGCGAGCCCCCAGUGUGUGGCGGCGGCGGCGGCGCGGCGAGGCUGGGGCUCUUGUUUACCAGCAUUAACUCCGCUGAGCGGAAAAAAAAAGGGAAAAAACCCGAGGAGGAGCGAGCGCACCAGGCGAACUCAAGAGAGGCGGGAGAGCAAGAGGGACGCCGCCAGCGAGCCUGUCCGCGGCCGGCGCUCGCAGACCCUCGGCCCCGCUCCCCGGACCCCCCCCCGCGUCCUCCACGCCCCUCCCGCGCGGGGGCAGCUCCACGGCGCGCCUCGCCUCGGCUGUGACCUUCAGCGAGCUGGAGCCCCCGCGCAGAGCCGGCGGCGGCGGGCGGGGGCCGGGCGGGGGCAGCGCGGGGCGGGCGGCGGCGCGGAGCCGGGCGGCGCGGCGGGAGUGCUGAGCGCGGCGCGGCCGGCCCGCCGCUUUGUGUGUGUCCUGGAUUUGGGAAGGAGCUCGCGGCGGCGGCGGCGGCGGCGGCGGCGGCGCUGAGGGAGGAGGCGGCGGCGAGCGGAGCCCGGAGG